Molecule: messenger RNA, 362 nt
Organism: Ilex paraguariensis (yerba mate)
Lineage: Eukaryota; Viridiplantae; Streptophyta; Magnoliopsida; Aquifoliales; Aquifoliaceae
Source: the annotation of a GenBank genome assembly
GAGAGAGAGAAACAGAAACAGCAAUGGACCGAGAGCAGCAAGAGCUAAACGAUUUAAUUCUCCUGGACGCCGCCGCUGACGGCGGCGUUAGCACGGCUGUGGAAGCAGGUGUUGAUGGCGAUGGCAACGACGAUGGUGGUGGUUCUAGUGCUGGUAGGGUUAAGGGGCCUUGGUCGCCUGAGGAAGACGCGAUUUUAGGUCGACUGGUUAGUAAGUUCGGAGCAAGGAACUGGAGCUUGAUCGCGCGAGGGAUUCCUGGAAGGUCCGGUAAGUCGUGCCGUCUACGGUGGUGUAAUCAGCUUGACCCUUGCGUUAAGCGCAAGCCUUUUACUGCUGGUAGAGUGAAUAAUGUUUGCUAUUAG